Molecule: messenger RNA, 2614 nt
Organism: Caenorhabditis sp. 36 PRJEB53466
Lineage: Eukaryota; Metazoa; Nematoda; Chromadorea; Rhabditida; Rhabditidae
Source: the annotation of a GenBank genome assembly
AUGUUCAUUUACCCGCUAGUCUCCGCCCAUUUCGUAAAAGUUUGUCAGUGCGAUCAAGAGUCCCGAAUCGCCGCGUCUGCUUUGGCAGAAGUGGCCACGCGGCUUCUGGUCACCGAGUCCCCGGGCCUCUGCUUCAACCAAACCCUCAUCGUCCCGUUCCAGGUAAGUUCUGUUCUUUCAUUCUCCGUGUUUCUAUUCCUCGAUGGUUUACAGUCUGCGUCGUGCUCCGAAAGCUGUUCGGAGGAAACGAAAGAGCAAUUGCUCUGUGCGCUGAGCCAGCUGGUGCUCACGCAAGCCGACAAAAUCGGGUCCGGAUGGAAGCCGCUGUUCGGAUCACUGAAAGCAGUGAGUGCCGCCCGAGACGAAAAGGUCCACUGGUGUGCCAUCGACGUCAUCUCCUCGUACCUGCGCAUCGACAGUCCGUCCGUUCUCUCGUUCAGCAUCCUCGAAUGCGUUCCGUGCGUCGUCAACUUGCUCCAAAACUCAGAAGACUCUUCGGAAGUCUCUUCAGCAGCGCUCCGUCUCCUUCCCAACAUUUACUCGUUGAUUCUUUAUCUCUACAAUAGUCCCCACAUUCCCAAUUAUCACUUAUUGCAUCGUUCGGAUCUGAGAUCAAAAUGUUUGGAUACGGUAGAAAUGGAGCAGGAUCCGAUUGAAGUCGGUCAUGGACCCUUCCCGUGGGUUGAUAAACAGACGUACGAGAUCGCCGCAGUCGAAUUGUUCCUGACUUUCAGUAAGUUUCUCUAUUUACUUCCUGUGUCAUCUCAUAGCUUCCCUUCAGUGGAUCAAAUCUGUGGAACCCUGCUCACCUCCUCUUCGACCACUCAAAAGCACUUGCUGGAUAUGAUCGGCCGUCUCCUGGUCGACAUUUCCACGAAACCUUUGGGAGCGGACAGCGGAGGAGUGUGCAUGUCGGCCGUCAUUCUUCCGUACGUUCAGAAGUGGAUCCGAAGGCCCGACGUGGACGAAGUGAAGAUUCUGAAACAAGUGAUCGGAGCGUGCACGCAGACCGUCGUUGAUAUGAUUGAAAAUGAGCAAAGUGAGUGGAGUGCCACACGGUACUUAGAGCACAUUCUAUUCAGUGUCCGCAUGGCAAGACCGCCUGCUCCGAGACAUUUGUGCUCUCAUCGUUGAGUGCGUGCUCUUCGACAAGACGUGCGCCGUCGCUCCCGCCUAUUUCACUCUCAUCGCCAACAAUUCGUCUCGCUUCUCCACUCAACAGUGGACUAUUUUCAGCCAUUUCCUCGCCACCGCCUCGUCAGUUCCCUUCCCCAAACUCCCUCGGAAAUUCGUGUUUUCAGAUCGCAAAGUCUCCGUCACAUCCGUCUUCUCAACUCGUUUUUCGUACGAACUUCGACUGACGAGAACGGGGACAUCGGAGACGUUACUUCUUUCAAUCCUGGCAAAAUGUCCUUCCAACAACUCGUCGCAGCCCUUCAGGUCUUCUCAUCGCAAAGAGAAAAGGCUGUGAGCCAGGAGGAAGAGGACCUAAGUUCUGGAGUCGCCCUCAUCAUGCUUUCGCACGGAGCAGACACUCAUCGGUAUUGAUACUCUUAUUCGAAUCCCUCAAAGUUCAAUCCUUCUUUUUCAGACUGGAAGUGUGCUCCAUCGUCUCCACUCUUUUCACGCACUGUCUUCUACUUCAACUCGUCGCCUCUCUCCUCAUUUCCGAAGAGGAUCUCAAAUUGAAAUCUUCGCUCAUCGGCUCCACCGUCCCAAUCGAUCCGAAACUGGAUGACUCCAUUUACCCGAUACUUUAUGGAAUCCUCAAUGAGUCUUCUGAAGUGAGAAGAAUUCUCAAUUCAAAUUAGAUAGUUUCCCAUUUCAGACAAGCACAGACUUUGACACUCGUCCAGCGGUCGGAAGCCUGCUCUCCCGAAUGCUCCGGAUAGAGCACGCGAACCUGCUCAAAAUGCUCGUGAGCUCGAAUCUCAUCAAAUCGAUUAGUUUAUUGAGGAGAUUUGAGAAGACAAAGUGAGCGACUCUCAAAUACUUUUAAAAGCAAACAUUUUCAGAAACCUUGAAGUACUAUUAGAAGUGGCAAAAUCGGUGAAAACCCGAAGCGUUGACCUGAAGAGUGUGGAAUUGGAAGUGAGCACGAGACGGAGUGCGUUGGUGGGAAGAGAGCACGCGAUUACGGUAGAAUGUUACUGCAGAGCUACUGUAGACUCGAAUAAGGUUUCCAGCAAUUCCACCUGGUUCCAGUGGAGAACGACGAGGACAAUGCCUAUCGAUUAGUGUCCCAGGCGUUUGUGGACGACGCUUUGAGUGGUAAAGGCAUCCAACUAUGCUCUUAAUACUAAACAAAUGUUCAGAAUACGACAAGCAUCGUGACCGACUGAAGCCGUUCAUUCCCGAUCGUCGGAAUCCUUUCCAGCACGCCAUCGAUGAUUCGGACGCUUGUUCCGAGAGAGACUCUGAGAAGGAGGACUUCGACGAGAUCCGACUCGCCGCGCAUCGGGACGUCUGCCUCAUUCCUCUCCGCCACGUGGCCGACAACUUGCUCCGCGAGCACCUUUCCGACUUCUUGCCCGCAGUUUCCCAAGUCGUUUUGGCAUCUCCAGACCUGGCGAUCAGGCAGUUAUCUGUAGAUUUCAUGGCUAGAUUGGCCUAG